UUGUUUGAAAUUUUAAAAAUAUAUAUCAAGACGUAAACAGUGAGAAUUCAUUGUUCAAUUGCUGACGUUAUUAUACCAUAAAGUCUAUUUUGUUGAAUCAAUGUAUCAUUGCUUAUCUACCACCAAUUUCAUUGGCAAACAGAGGGCCAAUGAGUCCAAAUUGGAGAAGCCAUUAGUCAAACACGAAUUCAUCAACUCUGACCUUUCCACCCUUGCACAAACAAACAUAUCCAAGAAACCAAAUUGUGUACCAAUCUUUUAUAAUGGCGAAACCAAGAGAGAAGAACUUCAACAUCUUCUUCAAAUGAUGGUUCGCAAUCUGUUUUUUGCAUUCUCUUACAUACUCACAUCCCUAACCUUACUCACCUCGUCUGCAACAAACACCUUAACACCAACCCAAAACCUCACAGACAAUCAAACCUUAAUUUCCUUCAACAAAAUCUUUGAACUCGGCUUCUUCAGUCCAGGCAAUUCAAGCCACCGUUACUUGGCCAUAUCGUACCACAACCUCCCUCGCACGGUGGUUUGGGUGGCCAACAAAGCCAACCCAAUUUCAGACUCAUCUGGGGUAUUAACUCUGACCAUAAAUGGUAGUCUGGUUCUUUACAAUGAGUCUAGAGACAUAGUCUGGUUCACCAAUAUAAAUGUCACAUCAAAAAAACCCAUAUUGGAAUUGUUGGAUUCUGGCAAUCUUGUGGUCAGAGAUGAAGACAAUUCUGGUGUGGGUUCUGUUUGGGAGAGCUUCGAUCACAUUUCUGAUACCUUAUUGCCAGGUAUGAAACUGGGUUGGAAUUUGAAAUUGGGUUUGAACAGGGUUUUGAGGUCUUGGAAGACUGAUAUUGAUCCAUCAGAUGGUGAGUUCACAUUCAGCUUAGACCCUCCUGAGGCACCCAGGUUGGUUCUGAGAAGGGGGUCUGAGCUGCAAUACAGAUGGGGUCCAUGGGAUGGUGUUAGAUUUAGUGGCAGCCCUGAAUUGAGGCCCAAUGCUGUGUUCACGCCCCUUUUCACUUCCAAUUCUGAAGAGGUUUAUUACAAAUUUGAAUUGACAAACAGUUCCGUUUUAUCUAGGUUUCAGGUGACACCAUUGGGUUUGAUUCAGUAUUUCACAUGGAGUGGUGAUAAUAAUCAAUGGUCUAUGAUGGUUACUCUUAAUAGAGACUAUUGUGAUAGGUAUGGGAUGUGUGGGCCUUAUGGGAAUUGCUAUGCUGCGGAUCCAAAUUGCAGGUGUUUGAAGGGGUUCACACCGAAAUCGCCUCAGGCGUGGAGUCAGGUUGUUUGGACUGAUGGUUGUGUGAGGCGGCAUGAGUUGAAUUGCGGCAAUGGAGAUGGGUUCGUGAAGUAUACCGGAUUGAAGUUGCCGGAUAAUAUCACUGUGUGGGGGGAAUAUAACCAAGAGGAAUGCAGGGUGGAGUGUUUAAAGACGUGUGGUUGUAUGGCUUAUACCAACAUUGAUGUUCAUGGAAAUGGGAGUUCAUGUGGGGUGUGGUUGAACCAAUUGAUUGAUAUGCGAGAAUUUGGCGAUGAAGGAGAGGAGAUUUACAUGCGAAUGGCACGCGCAGAACUAGAAUCAAUUGCUGCAGCUAAGAGGAGAAGGAAAGUGGUGACGAUCAGCGUUGUCUUGGUAUCAACAGUUUCUGGAAUCAUUCUAUCUGGUGUUGUUGGCUGGUACAUAUGUCGAUUGAAAAAAGCAAGAAAGAAAGUGAAACAGGAAAACAAUCCCUACAACGAUUAUACAGAAGAAAGUCAGGAGGAUGACCUUGAAUUACCUCUUUUUGACAUAAGUACCAUUCUUGUUGCUACUGACAAAUUCUCUUUCAAAAAUAAGAUUGGAGAAGGUGGUUUUGGCCCUGUUUACAAGGGUGAAUUGCCUAAUGGACAAGAAAUUGCAAUAAAGAGACUCUCACAAAGUUCCGGGCAAGGCCUCAAAGAAUUUAAAAAUGAGGUUAUCUUGAUUGCGAAACUUCAACACCGGAACCUCGUUAAGCUCUUGGGAUGCUGCAUUCAGGGAGAAGAAAGGAUACUAAUCUAUGAAUACAUGUCUAAUAAAAGCUUGAACUACUUCAUAUUUGAUAAAAAUGGAAGAAGACUAUUACCUUGGAAGAAACGCUUCAACAUUAUUCUGGGAAUUGCCCGGGGAUUACUUUAUCUUCAUCAAGACUCGAGGUUGAGAAUCAUCCAUAGGGAUCUCAAAGCUAGUAACAUCUUACUAGACAAGGAGAUGGAUCCCAAAAUUUCUGACUUUGGCAUAGCAAGAAUUUUUGGAGGAGAGCAGACGGAGGAAAAAACCAUGAGAGUAAUCGGAACAUAUGGUUACAUGUCUCCAGAAUAUGCAAUGAGUGGUCACUUCUCUGUAAAAUCAGAUGCAUUCAGCUUUGGCGUGUUAGUGUUAGAGAUUAUAAGUGGCCAGAAGAAUUGGGGAUUUUAUCACCCUGACCAUGACCAAAACCUUAUAGGACAUGCAUGGAAACUAUGGAAUGAAGAAAAACCCAUGGAAUUAAUGGAUCCUGUGUUGCAGGAGUCAUUUUCAGUAAACGAAGUGGUAAGAUGUAUCCAAGUGGGGCUUUUGUGUGUGCAGCAUCGCGCGGAAGACAGGCCAACGAUGUCUUCUGUGGUGUUUAUGUUAAGCAAUGAAAAUGCAGUGCUGCCCCAACCGAAAGAACCGGGAUUUUCUGUAGAAAAUUCUUCUUUAAAUAUUGAUUCAUCAACGAGUGGGCAAGAUCCUAGUACUGCCAAUGAGAUUACUAUUACAGCCUUCGAUGGACGAUAGGAGAGAAUCAAUGUAGUGAAUUAUACUCUGUAUAUUGUACAAGGGUGUGAGAAUAAUUUUUUUUGUGUGACGGCUGCAAUUUUCUGCAAAUAGUUCUAAGUAGUCUGGUUCUUCAAUCACCCAUCAACUGAGGGACUAACAUUAGAUAAUAUGUACUGGUUUGUAUAGCUUGUUUUCAUUUUUAAUAGAACAUUCAGUUAAAUGUGUA
Molecule: messenger RNA, 2975 nt
Organism: Cornus florida
Lineage: Eukaryota; Viridiplantae; Streptophyta; Magnoliopsida; Cornales; Cornaceae
Product: G-type lectin S-receptor-like serine/threonine-protein kinase SD1-1
Exons: 7
Coding region: 101-2767 (888 amino acids)
Biological process (GO): recognition of pollen; protein phosphorylation
Molecular function (GO): ATP binding; protein serine/threonine kinase activity
Source: RefSeq, a predicted model, not a curated record